AUGGCAAAGAACAAGAAACGCAAGAUCCACACCAACCACGCCGAGCAUCGCAAACCUGCGCGACCGCCGCAGCGCAAAGAUGUCGCGAAAUCAAAAUCCUCCGCGAAGCACCAAUCCGCCAAACCGGCCAAAGCCUCCCAGCAGCAUCAGCAGCCCACGAUUCCAUUCCUCGCUGAAGAUCGCAUCCUCCUGAUCGGCGAAGGCGAUUUUUCUUUCUCCCGCUCCAUCGUUGCCGAACACGGCUGUUGCGAUAUCACUGCGACAUGCUACGAUUCUCAGGAAGAGCUUUUCGAGAAGUACAAACCGCAAGCUGAAUCGCAUGUCCAGUAUCUGGAAGAAGAAGGGCAAAAGGUGUUGUACAGCGUCGACGCUACGAAAUUGGAUAAGAACAAGCAGUUAUCGAAAGCUGUGGCCGAAGAUGGGAAAUUCAAUGUCAUAUUGUUCAAUUUUCCGCAUGUGGGGGGGAAGAGUACAGAUGUGAAUCGACAGGUGCGGUUCAAUCAGGAAUUACUUGUGAAGUUUUUCCAGACGGCGCAGGGGUUGUUGGUUGUGAGUGGGAGUAAUGAGGAGGAGAAGGGGACGAUUGUGGUGACAUUGUUUGAGGGUGAGCCGUAUACGUUGUGGAACGUGAGGGAUUUGGCGAGACAUGCGGGGUUGGAGGUUGUGAGGAGUUUUAAGUUCUUGGCUGAGGCGUAUCCGGGGUACGAACAUGUGAGGACGCUGGGGAAUUUGGUUGGCGGUGGUGGGUGGAAGGGGGAGGAUAGAGAGGCGAGGAGUUAUGUGUUUCGAAUGAAGGGUGGUGGUGGAGAUGGCGGCGCAAACGAAAAGCCGAAGACGCAGGGUGAAAUGCAGAAGGAGAUGGAGAGGCAGAGGAGGGAGAGGUUGGGGGCUGGAGAUAAGAGGAAGAGGGCGAAGGAUGUGGACAGCUCUUCGGAUGAGGAGUGA
Messenger RNA from Cercospora beticola, 945 nucleotides. RefSeq names its product 25S rRNA (uracil2634-N3)-methyltransferase (gene BMT5). Gene Ontology annotation, molecular function: rRNA (uridine-N3-)-methyltransferase activity. Gene Ontology annotation, cellular component: cytoplasm. The record is from RefSeq and is a predicted model, not a curated record. Gene Ontology annotation, biological process: rRNA base methylation. NCBI's taxonomy places the organism in Eukaryota, Fungi, Ascomycota, Dothideomycetes, Mycosphaerellales, Mycosphaerellaceae.